This is a messenger RNA of Talaromyces marneffei, 2082 nucleotides long. RefSeq lists its product as uncharacterized. The transcript has a single exon. The record is from RefSeq and is a predicted model, not a curated record. Lineage: Eukaryota; Fungi; Ascomycota; Eurotiomycetes; Eurotiales; Trichocomaceae. The coding region runs from base 1 to 2082 and encodes 693 amino acids.
AUGUCUAGCUUUAAAGCGUGGAGGUCCAUCUUAGGGCUUUGCGCCGCUCUAUGCGCAUCAGCUGCAUUGUCGGCUUCAUCCAACCAUAAAAAUCCACGACUCACCAGCACAACAAUCCUGUAUCAUAACUCUGGAGACUGGGAAAGCCACGAAGGUAAUCCUAGCGCGAUCCUGGUCAACAAACCAGCCACCUACCACGAGGCCGUCAAGAUCUGCGCUUCCUACAACGAAACUCUGCUUGAUUGUAAGGGAUUGUAUAAUUAUCAAGACGAACUCAAUUAUCAGGCCUGGCUGGGGAAUAUUAAUAAACCGGAUGGACUCUGGACGUCUUGCAAUUCGAAUCGGCCAUCGGAUUUCCAGGGCUCGUUUUCUGGGACUCCAAAUGGUGGCGGAAAGUCCCCAUUCUUGUGCACCAACACAGCCCCUUUCGUCGGCCAGGUAGAUACAGAUUACUCUACCUUCCCGACUGUGAGAACACCCACCAUCGAAGGGGUCGUAUUCGAGGGUCUACGGGACCACAUGGCAUAUCGAUUUUUGGGCAUUCCAUUCGCGAAACCACCCGUUGAUGAGUUGCGCUUUCAAUAUGCCCAACCACCUGAGUAUCAAAAUGGGGAUGUAGUUAAUGCAACGCGAUACCGGCAGGCUUGCAUGCAAGUAGGCAGUUUUGAGGGCAAUGCCCAGGGACUGAAUCCCUGGGGGAAUAGUGAGGAUUGUCUGCAUCUGCAAGUCUUUACACCCAGUCUCCCUUCAUCUCUGCCUACGGCCUCCCAAGGGGGUCUAAAGCCUGUUAUGCUCUGGAUCCAUGGCGGCGCAAUGAUCAACGGUGCCGGGAGCGAUUCCACCUUUGACGGCGCCAGUCUUGUCUCUCGCGGCGACGUGGUGCUUGUGAGUAUCAACUACCGACUCAACAUCUUUGGGCUACUGACUCUCAACGACGGCGUCGUAAACGGCAACUACGCGUUAAGCGACAAGAUCGCCGCUCUGGAAUGGGUACAAAAAUACAUUGCUGCGUUUGGCGGUGAUCCGGAUAAUGUCACCAUUUUCGGGCAGUCUGCUGGCGGUGCAUCGGUUAUGGAUUUGAUUGUUUCACCCAAAGCGAAAGGAUUGUUUAAGAAUGCGAUUCCACAGUCUUUGGCGGGGAAUGUUGUAAAUCAGAGUGUGAUUGAGGCGGUGAUGGCUCCGCAUAUAGAGCCGUUGUGUCCGACUUCUGCAGGACAAGAAGGUAGAUUUGAGUGUUUGAGGCAGCUGCCAGCAGACACAUUGCUAAAUAUUAGCAUGGUAUACUGGUCGUGGAGCACCGUCAUCGAUGGCGUAUACAUGGUCGAUCAACCGCUUUCCCUCGUUUCGGAACGUAAAAUCAACGGCGUCAAUGUCCUGAUGGGCUGGAUGCCCGACGAAGCGCAGUCGUUACUAGCGACUAGCAUCGCGCCAAACAUGGCCAAUCUCACCACUGGUCUGGAAGCUCUCGCUAGAGGAGGUAUGAUCACCUCAUCUCAGGCAUCCACUUUAGCUUCUUCUGGUCUCUGGGACAUUCCACAGGACUACACAGAUGCGUACAACGCAACCGUCAACAUCGGCACAGAUGGGGGGAUCAUCUGCCAUGUGAGCAAAUUCGUCGACGCUGCUGCUUCCUCCUCAUCAAAGCCGUUCAAUUCUCUCUGGGUAUACACUCACCAACGCGCCUACGCCCUCAGUUUCUACUCCUUCUACGACCUGUGCACAUUCCCCGUCGGCCAGCCGAAUACACCAUACUACCGCUGCCACUCAGGUGAUUUGUACGAAAUAUUCGGGACAUAUUACAUCUUCAACCAACCGGUAAGGGAUGAUGGGGAUAUAAAAUACACAAACGUCGUACAAGAUAUGUGGACAUCCUUCGCGAAGACGGGGGAUCCGAAUCCGGAUAUAGAGUAUCUGAGUACGAGGGGGUAUCGGCCGUCGGAGCAUUACUUUACGAUGUUCAGAUUUGAGGAGUACUCGACAGCUGGAAAGGGGGUGAUGAAUUUGGAGUGGCCGAGGCCGUCUUUCUCAGAUUUACCAGAUCGGAAGCAUUGUAGUGUUUUGGGAAUGACUCUUGAUAAGUAA